This is a messenger RNA of Triticum aestivum (bread wheat), 1585 nucleotides long. RefSeq names its product vegetative cell wall protein gp1. The coding region runs from base 396 to 1112 and encodes 238 amino acids. The record is from RefSeq and is a predicted model, not a curated record. The transcript has a single exon. Lineage: Eukaryota; Viridiplantae; Streptophyta; Magnoliopsida; Poales; Poaceae.
CACCCCUUAGAGCUGUAGCCCGGAGGCCAGGGUGGGCUUAGUGCAUGCAUUGGCUAGCUGCUCCCUCCUCUCCUCUCCUCUCCACCGUAGAUAGAGCGCCGGCCUUUUCUUCGGUUCUUCACUGAUAUAGAUAGCUUCCAUCUUUUUGGUUCACUUCCUCUUCUUGCAUGUUCUUGAUCUCCUCUCGAUCCAAAACCACCGAUCGAUCGAUCCUAGCUAGCAUCCUUGUUGUUUUUCUUCCCAAGGAUCUAGCUAGUUCUUGCAGAUUUCAUGCAAAACUAAUACAAGUUCUUCCACUUCAUUCCCAUCCUUGUUUAUUUCUCAUCUCGUUGUUUAAUCUCAACAAGAAACUUGUUGCUCUUGAUUCUUCUCCUCCUACUCCUAUCUAGUCAGAUAUGGAGAACGUUCUGCUGGAUCGUUCGUCCGGAAGCUUCGAGUACCCCAAGAGGGGCGUCUAUGGCGGUAGGCCGGCGAGGCCGCACGGCGCGUACGGCUCCUCCCGCACGUGCCCGCAGUACCAUCACUUCCAGAAAAGUGGCGCAUGGAACUCCGCCCCGGCUCCCGCUCUUCCAUAUGCAUACCCGAGGCCGCCGAUAUACUCGUCGCCGUCUCUCCCUCUCCUGCCGUCCAACCAGCCACCCCUCCUGCCGCUCCCACCCACCGCCACCAAGUACGCCACUUUCUCCUACCCACCACCUCCAACACCGCCGCGUGCCGUCAGGCCGGCGGCGCCAACGGCCGUCGCGCCGGCUGCGGCGUCGCGCCAGCUGAGCCAGAGAGACAGGAGGAGGAGGCCGGUUAAGCCGCCGGCCGCAGAACCGGCAAGGGAGCAGAAAAAGAAGAAGCCGCUGGAGCGGGCGACGCCACUGCCGCCGGCGCCCGCGGUGACCGAGGCGCUGGACGACCUCGAGCAGGAGCUGGCCCGGAGCUGCCUCCAGGACCUGCUGCACGCGCUGGCACCGCCGCCCAGCAGCCUGCCGCUGCCCAGGUUCUCCCUCGUCGUCAAAGCGUCUCCCCACUCCGCCACGGCCGGCAAGGUGGUGCCGGCUGCCCCGUCCUGCAACGCUGAGGCGGCCACCGCCGACGGCCUCCGCCGCCUCCUCCGCCUCUAGUAUCAUGACAAUUACCCUGCCGCACCGCGCGCACGUACGUCAUCUCGGUGUACCGUUGCUACUGUUAAUUAUUUCCCUCCAAUACUAUUAUUUCCUGGCUGGGAAAAUACGUACUACUAGUAGAAGACAAGGAAAGAAGAGUUAUGUGAUGCUGGAGCGAUGGUCGGUGGCGUGACCCGGUGACCGUGAUGUGGGCGUUGAAUGGACGCGGUGCGUGCUAGAUGGGGUCCAGCCAUGAGCCAUCGAUCGAUUCAGGUGAAGAAGAUGAUGUUGAUUAAGCUUUAAUUGUGUGGUCCUACUAGAUUUCUAGGGUUUACGUUAAGUGCCUGCGUGCGCGCGUAUGCUCUUCUUCUUGAUUGGGUGAUGUGUUUUUUGGAAUUACCUUGUAUCAAGAGAUUAAUUAGUACUCCUAUAUAAUGUAUGUGGUUAUGUUUAAGUGACCUAAAUUAAAUUAAAUCGUGCUUCGUGAAAUA